This is a messenger RNA of Anopheles cruzii, 1067 nucleotides long. RefSeq names its product hydroxyacylglutathione hydrolase, mitochondrial (gene tzn). The transcript has 2 exons. Gene Ontology annotation, molecular function: hydroxyacylglutathione hydrolase activity. The record is from RefSeq and is a predicted model, not a curated record. NCBI's taxonomy places the organism in Eukaryota, Metazoa, Arthropoda, Insecta, Diptera, Culicidae. Bases 75 to 980 code for a protein of 301 amino acids.
GACAUUCCCUCGCGCAUACCGACGCAGUAAAUAAUCACAAGUAUAUCUUAUCACACUGACUCCGUUUAUUUCUAAUGUCGUUCCUGAAUCUGCUUCCUCAUCGUAUUUCGCAACGGCUGACAGCGAUCUAUUUUACCGCCACCAGCUUUACCUUUCAGCGAACCCUAACUACUGCCCAAACGACUACCAUGGCCAGCAUGACGGUGAAAAAGAUUCCGGCGUUGAAGGACAACUUCAUGUAUUUGGUGGUGUGCAACGAAACGCGCAAGGCAGCCGUGGUCGAUCCGGUCGAGCCGGAUCGUGUGCUGGAAGUGGUGAAGCAGGAUGGCGUACAGCUGAACCAGUUGCUUACGACGCACCACCACUGGGACCAUGCCGGUGGUAAUGAGGCGCUGUCCAAGAAGUUUCAGGAAAAUACUGAUUGGGGCAAACUGGUCGUUUACGGUGGAAAGGAUGAUCGUAUCGAUUGCCUGACGAAUCCGGUGGGUCAGGACGAUACGUUCGAGAUUGGCAAGCUGCGUGUGCGGUGCCUGUCUACACCUUGCCACACGUCGUCCCACAUUUGCUACUACAUCGAGACGGACCAAGAUCGAGUGGUGUUCACCGGCGAUACUUUGUUCCUGGCCGGCUGUGGUCGGUUCUUCGAAGGUACGCCCGAACAAAUGUACGACGCGUUGAUCAACAAACUGUCGGCCCUGCCAGACGACACGAAGGUCUAUUGUGGCCACGAGUACGCGGUGCAAAAUCUGCGCUUCGGAAACACGGUCGAACCGGACAAUACGGACACGAAGACGCUGCUGGAGCAGGCGCAAGCCGCUGAUCUGGAAGGCCGUCGCGCUCUGGUACCGUCCACAAUUGGGCAGGAGAAACGGACGAACGUGUUCAUGCGCGUACACGAGGCAACCGUUCAGGCGUUCGUUGGCAAAAAGACGCCGCUCGAGACGAUGCAGGCGUUGCGCGCCGCGAAAGACAAGUUCUAAACGAUGGCAACACGGAUUGUAAAUAACUAAGAAUUGUUUGGAAACAAAAAAUACAUGGUAUAUGGGAGACAAAGGAAAUGUUUGGCC